This is a messenger RNA of Gorilla gorilla gorilla (western lowland gorilla), 2447 nucleotides long. It is a transcript of the gene ADCYAP1, whose product is annotated as adenylate cyclase activating polypeptide 1. NCBI's taxonomy places the organism in Eukaryota, Metazoa, Chordata, Mammalia, Primates, Hominidae. Bases 522 to 1052 code for a protein of 176 amino acids. The record is from RefSeq and is a predicted model, not a curated record. Gene Ontology annotation, biological process: neuron projection development; positive regulation of ERK1 and ERK2 cascade; adenylate cyclase-activating G protein-coupled receptor signaling pathway. The transcript has 5 exons. Gene Ontology annotation, molecular function: neuropeptide hormone activity; pituitary adenylate cyclase activating polypeptide activity; peptide hormone receptor binding. Gene Ontology annotation, cellular component: neuron projection; extracellular region; perikaryon.
CAGCAGAAGAAGCCGCAGCUUCAGAGGCAGCCAGAGAGACCUCGGAGCAGAGAAGGCGCUGCCGACCCUCGCAGCUGCCUGACCGGCGGCUCCUACAAAGGCGGGCUAGCCACCCGCCCUCUCCCUUUCCUUCCUCCCCUUCUUUUCUGACUUUCCCUCUUUUCCUUAAUCGCUUGCUUCUUCCUCCGGGUGGACUUACGGCCACUUUGCUCCUCCGCCCUUUACCUCAUCGCCCCCUCUUUCUUUCUUCUUUCUCUCUCUCUUCGCCCCCUUCUCUCCGUGUCACGCUCCCUCCUAGUUCUGCGCGUCUACAAACUUUUGAACAGAACACGAGCCUCGGCAAACAAGUCCUGCAGCUCCUCCUGCUGCUCCUGCUCGUUCCUGCGGCUUCUGCUCAGACACCAACGCCAGACAGUGAUGCCUCUCGGGUUGUGACUCCAGCGCAGAAACUUGAAGAAGCCCUUUGCCCGCCGUCCUACUUGGCAGCACACCCUCUCCUGACAGCGGUAAGAGUUGAAGGAAUGACCAUGUGUAGCGGAGCGAGGCUGGCCCUGCUGGUCUAUGGGAUAAUCAUGCAUAGCAGCGUCUACAGCUCACCUGCCGCCGCCGGACUCCGGUUCCCCGGGAUCAGGCCAGAGGACGAGGCGUACGACGAGGACGGAAACCCGCUGCAAGACUUCUAUGACUUGGAGUCGCCGGGCGCAGGGAGCCCCGCCUCCGCGCUGCGCGACGCCUCCGCAUUGUACUACCCGGCUGAGAGAAGAGAUGUCGCCCACGGGAUCCUUAACAAGGCCUACCGCAAAGUGCUGGACCAGCUGUCCGCCAGGAAGUACCUGCAGUCGCUCGUGGCCAAGGGCGUGGGUGGGAGCCUAGGCGGCGGCGCGGAGGACGACGCGGAGCCGCUCUCCAAGCGCCACUCGGACGGAAUCUUCACGGACAGCUACAGCCGCUACCGGAAACAAAUGGCUGUCAAGAAAUACUUGGCGGCUGUCCUAGGGAAAAGGUAUAAACAAAGGGUUAAAAACAAAGGACGCCGAAUAGCUUAUUUGUAGCGAUGAGUUACCAGCUACCCUGUGUAUACAGCCCUGACGCAAUGAAAAGUCGUUUUCCAAACUGACUGAACAGUCAUCGCUCGUGUGUUCUAUCCAAACAUGUAUUUAUGUAAUGAAGUAAAGCCAUUAAAUGAAUAUUUUGAUAAUAAUAUUGUUUUUCUUUUUACAAAGCACUAGAGAAUGCACAGAUAUACUUUGUGGACCAAUUAUUGAUAUAUAUUAUAAAUAUAUAUAAAGAAUAUAUAUAUAAAAGUAUAGAGAGAAGUUCAUACAAAGCGUGCACAAGGAUUGAAAAUUCGCCCGAGCUGUUUAUGUUUUUAUAAAAAUAAAUAGAAAAGUAGACAAUCAUUGUUUUGAAUAUUACUCCUAUUUUUGUAAACUGGAAUUAAAAGGAUAGUAUUUUUAUCCAUGACAGGCCUGAAGAUAUUACUACUUACCAUUUGCUACUGUACAUAAACAAUGAUGCCCUGCUCCAGGGAGAUUUUGAGGUAAAGAUAUGGAGAAUUGCUGAAGGGCAUUCUUUCCCAGUGAGUCUCUGGGGCAGGCUGCUUCAAUCCCAGCCUAACUCAACUGGGCACUGUCCCCCUGGUUGGGUGGCAAUUCCAAUAUUUCUGCUUUCUUUGAUUCUCCUUUUAUGUGUAGUUGUCUCUCUUCAGACUCUCAGCCCAGAAGAAAAUUCUCCUGAUAAAACAACAGCUCGAUCCAAAUUGUGCUUCUCCCCAGAAUUCACGCCUCUCCCUAGGAGAAGAGUUGAGGAACUGUACAGAAAAGGGCGGCUUCGUUAGACCGCUCUCUUUUCUGUACUUCCUGAGUGGCCAGGGAAUCUAAUAUCCCCAAAUUAGGGCAAUUGGAACAAAGUGAAGGACAUAGAGGUAUAUUGGAAGAGGCAGAGCCUGAGGUGGUAGGAGGAGGACCCUGGAAAUGGACUGGUUUGAGAUUGCCCCAGGUCUGGGAAGCUGAGGGCAAGUCCAGUCCCAAUGGUCCUGACUUUGGGCGCUGGGUAUUGGAAAUGGAUGCAAAGUACAAUGUGUUUUUCUCCAGUGCUGUCCAUGCUUCUCAUCUUGUGAAAUGGCCAGGAUCCUCUCCUUUGAAACCUGCUCUGUAGGAGCUACCCUUUUCCUUUGUGGUUUUAUGGAGACCUCUCCUUCCUACCCUCCUGCACUGUUUAAAUACUGUUUACCAUUUUUCAUUCACUUCUCUUAAACUUGUGAAUGCUUCUCACUUUUUUUUUGUUUGAUGCAGGCACUUAUUGUAAAUUUUAGAAACCCCUCUGUAGCCACUAAUAAGUAAUUAUGCACUAAAUAUGAACCCUUUGUUUCUUGUUUAUUGAGUUUGUAGGUAAAAUGUAUUUUUCUACAUUAUUGCUUAUUGCUUAGUAAAAUUUAUUUCAUAAAA